UAUUCUGUUGUACCUGUGAAAGGGAAGCUCUACAGACUUCUUCCAUCGCAUUCGCCUCCACCUCCACCUCCAAGAGGCGGUUAUUUCUUCCACCUGUGCUGUGGCCUUGAAAAAGCUUCAGCCUCAUCGCUUCCAUGUGAAACUCGCUGUUUCGAUUUGUUAGUGGUGAUAUUUUGGGGAAUUUCUUCGAUACGAAGCUCCAAGUGGUUGUUUCUGAAGGUUCGAUUGCGAUUGCGGAGAGAUUGCCAUCACUAGGGCAUGCUUCGGUAUGCAUUUUUUUGUUUCGGUUGUGUAGAAGCAAGACUUCAGAGUAAUCUCAGUUAUUAGCUUUGCAUCUCUUUUAAUGCACGCAACGGUAACUGGAAGCCCCCGGUACUCUUGUCCAGCCAUUAAUGCCUUCUUCUAGGUGGAUUCUUCUACGAUGGAAAUCACUAGUAUCGACUCAGGUAAUGGUGCAGAAAAUGAAGAAACCACCACACCAUAUUACGAGAGCUAUGUAUUAUCCAAAGGAAAAACCAUGGUGUGGCGAAGAUGCAGAAGAAAGUUUGGGCCAGGGGUGAAUCUGAUAACAAAUACUGGGAGUUCGUCAAUGGUGAGAAUAACCAGCCGGGAAUUAUACCUCCUAAACAUGCAUGUCUUAUUCAACGCCAUUCCAAAGCAUAUUACAACUAUGGAAGAAAAGUACGCUCUACGUUGCUUCGAGUCGAUACGAAAGUGUGCAUUGAGGUCAGCAGCUAGGAAUUUCGACACAAAAGUGGGCGCGAAUAUGUUAUCCGAGGCGAGUAAUUUUGCAGCAAUCGACAAUUUGAGCUCGAAUAGUAUGGGUACAUUAGCUAUUGAAAGUCCAUCAGGUGUUGGUAGCCAUGUAGCUGCAAACUCUUCCGGUGAUUGGAAUAUUGGAACUGUUUCCGGCAGCCCGAGUAUGAUUAACAUCUUGAAGAGCCCGCUGCUUCAAAAGUUUGGUUCUGUUGAUGUAAAUGUGAUUUCUGGACAAACCGAUUUACGACAGAAGGAAGUGAGCAUUCUUGAUAAUACAUACUUGCCCCGACCCAUGCAUAGAAAGGAUGCUUCGAUAUCAACCACUACCUCAACUUCAUCUGAUGAGUCGUCGUCUCCUGCAUACAGUGCCCUGUUUCAAGGAAUGCUUCAGUGUGUGUGGAAGGAUCGACUUCCCUACCACAUCUUCACCAUGGAUGAUAAACGGGAAGUCUAUGUGGCAACUGCAGAGACUUCAAGUCGUAUAAAAUCUUCUGAUUUCAUAUACACCUUCCGAUUCAAAAGAGAUGCCGAGAAGGAAUGUGAUAACAAUCUCCACGAGCUCGAUCUUGAAAUCGUUGCCAAAAUGCAAGUUUCUACUUCCAUCACACUAUCUUCGAGUGAGUCUGAGGUAUGGGAGACUCAGUUUGUUCUAUCUGUUUCGAGCCAUUCUGGGGAGACACAGUACUCAGACAAUUCGAUUGGGGCGAAGAACAAGAGAUUGGCAAGGAAAGUGAAGAAUGCUUUCCGGUCGAGCCAUUUUACCAAGCAGAGAUCCCGAUCAGGACUCCUGGGAUCAUCAAGCUUUGUUUUCAAAGAUACGUGUGUAGCAGAUAGUGACGCCCGGAAUUUUGAGUUGGCCACCAUUGUUGUUAAGGACACGUACCGAAAUUACAAGAAAGCUGAACUUGGAGGUUGGGGAUUGAAGUUUCUUAAAAAGUCGAGAAACAACCCAUCCUUGGAUACCUUCCAAAGCAGCGAAGAAUGCACCACAGUGAUAAUACCGGCAGGCAUCCAUGGUGGACCGAAUCCGUCUAGCCUUACAGAAAGGUGGAUAUCGGGUGGACAUUGCGACUGUGGGGGAUGGGAUCUUGGCUGCCCCGUAAGGAUUCUUAAUGCCACGUCGAACACAGAAGAUUAUUCAUUUUCUUCCAAUAUCGGCAAGACCAAAACAGUGGAUAUCUUCUUAGAGGGUUCGAAGCACAGCUUAGCUCCGGCGAUGAAGAUGGUGAGUAUCCGUGAAGGUCUGUAUUAUAUUCGUUUUCAGCCAACUCUAUCGGCGCUGCAGUCGUUUGCUGUUGCUGUUGCAAUUAUUCAUUCUCGAACUCAAAUUGGUCCCUCCAACAAGAAUGGAGGGCGUAGAUGGUAAUGACUGACUCAGAAACACAAUCCAUCCAUUAUUUUACUGGAUUUUGCACUUUGGAGGUUAGUCUAGUGUUUGAAUUUUGAACUCAAACUAUUUAUUUGAGGUUGGUUAAGAUUGGAUAUAAUUAGGUUAUCUGUGGGAAUUUAAUUUGGUUUUGGAUGUUUUAACAUGUGAUAUUAAUGCUGAUUUGAGGAA
Molecule: messenger RNA, 2317 nt
Organism: Andrographis paniculata
Lineage: Eukaryota; Viridiplantae; Streptophyta; Magnoliopsida; Lamiales; Acanthaceae
Exons: 4
Coding region: 422-2125 (567 amino acids)
Source: RefSeq, a predicted model, not a curated record